This is a messenger RNA of Synchytrium microbalum, 1041 nucleotides long. RefSeq lists its product as uncharacterized. The transcript is spliced from 8 exons. The record is from RefSeq and is a predicted model, not a curated record. Gene Ontology annotation, cellular component: catalytic step 2 spliceosome. NCBI's taxonomy places the organism in Eukaryota, Fungi, Chytridiomycota, Chytridiomycetes, Synchytriales, Synchytriaceae. The coding region runs from base 1 to 1041 and encodes 346 amino acids. Gene Ontology annotation, molecular function: RNA binding; protein binding.
AUGGCAGACAAGAGACGCUCUGAAGAGAACGGUGGUGCUCUUAUUAAAAGAGCUAGAGCUGAUGAGGAUGGUACCGUUAUUCCGGGUGUAUCUGAGCAAAAGAUCGCCAGAACUUCCGACUUGAUGGCUCCUAUAAUGCAACUGACUGGUCAUCAAGGCGAAAUAUUCAGUUGCAAAUUCAGUCCGGAUGGUCAACAUAUUGCUUCUGGCUCCUUCGACAGAGAUAUAUUUUUAUGGGAUACUUACGGAGAGUGCAAGAAUUACAAUGUAUUGAAAGGACAUGCUGGUGCUGUACUAGAGGUUGCAUGGUCCAAAGACGGAAGCCACAUAUACUCAGCAAGCUCGGACAAAACCGCCAGUAUAUGGGACGCAACUGUCGGCGAACGACUAAGAAGAUUCAAAGGCCACACAAACAUCAUCAACUCCAUGUCAAUAUGCAAACGUGGUCUAGAACUCAUUGCUACAGGUUCAGACGACUCUACCAUUAAAAUAUGGGAUUCAAGAACAAAGGAAUCUGUGGAAUCAUUCACUGAUAAAUAUCAAGUAACUGCUGUGGCAUGGAGUGAUGAUGGUAGCUUGGUAUAUUCUGGUGGACUAGAUAAUCACAUCAAGGCGUGGGAUUUGAGGAAAAAGGACGUGGUGUAUACGUUAAAGGGUCAUUUUGAUACCAUAACCGGAUUGAGAUUAUCACCUGACGGCAACUAUUUAUUGUCCAACGCCAUGGACAAUACUGUUCGAAUUUGGGAUGUCAAGCCUUUCGCAGUAGAAGCAUCUAGAAUGCUAAAGGUGUUUGAAGGCUCGCCACAUGGUUUCGAAAAGAACCUAUUAAAACCAUGCUGGUCUCCAGAUGGCGAUUAUGUUGCUGCUGGUGGUGGCGAUAGAACUGUUACCGUGUGGGAGGUAGCCACACGCAAGAUCCUAUACAAGCUUCCAGGUCACAAAGGGUGUGUCAACGAGGUGGCCUGGCACCGUACGCAACCUAUAAUACUGAGUGCAAGCAGUGAUAAAACCAUGUUUUUGGGUGAGAUUGCUCCCAGCUAA